Molecule: messenger RNA, 1061 nt
Organism: Cornus florida
Lineage: Eukaryota; Viridiplantae; Streptophyta; Magnoliopsida; Cornales; Cornaceae
Product: serine/arginine-rich splicing factor RSZ21-like
Exons: 6
Coding region: 152-688 (178 amino acids)
Biological process (GO): mRNA splicing, via spliceosome
Cellular component (GO): nuclear speck
Molecular function (GO): zinc ion binding; RNA binding
Source: RefSeq, a predicted model, not a curated record
CUGGUAACAGUGUCCUACAUUAUACUGUAUAAUUCCAAAACGACCCUUUUUCUUUUGAACUUUUUGACGGUUGUGCAACAGAAAAAUCAAAAAGUAUUCAAUCUCAAUCGAAAGCACAAACCCUAGAAAUCUCUUCAAGUGGGCCACGACGAUGUCUCGAGUUUAUGUUGGGAAUUUGGAUUCCCGAGUCACGGAAAGAGAACUGGAGGAUGAAUUCCGAAUCUACGGCGUUCUUCGGAGUGUUUGGGUUGCUAGAAGACCACCUGGUUAUGCAUUUGUCGAGUUUGAUGAUCGUAGGGAUGCUCUAGAUGCAAUUCAUGCAUUGGAUGGGAAGAAUGGUUGGCGCGUGGAACUUUCACACAAUUCUAAGGGAGGUGGUGGAGGCCGUGGUGGGGGUGGGCGUGGACGUGGUGGUGAUGACUUGAACUGUUAUGAAUGUGGUGAACCCGGUCAUUUUGCUCGAGAAUGUCGCUUGCGCAUUGGUUCACGAGGCUUAGGAAGCGGGCGUCGUCGAAGUCCCAGCCCUCGACGACGUAGGAGCCCAAGUUAUGGUCGUAGGAGUUACAGCCCCCGUGGGAGAAGAUCUCCACGACGCCGCAGCAUCUCACCUCUUCGUGGACGUAGCUACAGCAGGUCACCUCCAUAUCGACGUGCUCGUCGUGGUUCACCCUAUGCUAACGGUGAUUAAGGCUUGGGACAGGAGCUGAAGAAAAAUGGUAAAUAGCGACAAAGGAUGAUCCGUCUGCUGUACUGUAGUCCUGAUAGGAUUGGUUAACAAACAAGAGUAGGAUUAUUUAGUUCAUUUGAUGACAAUUGGGUGUGUUUUGCACCUGGCUUUGGAUACCUUCAACGCUGUUUAGCUGCCAAAAUGGGUGCUUUGGACUCCUGUUUGCGUCAGCAUGCCCUAUUCAGGUUACCGAAACUUGGAGUCCACUUUCGUACUUUAAAUUGCCACCCUAUUGUUGUUUAUAUGUUUUUGUUUUGUCUGAAGUUAAUUGUCAUAACUUAAGCUGUUUGAAGUAGAUGUUUCUAAAAGAUUCCAUAUUUUGUGUUUUGAGGUC